Plasmodium gallinaceum is the source of this 5340-nucleotide messenger RNA. RefSeq names its product conserved Plasmodium protein, unknown function. The record is from RefSeq and is a predicted model, not a curated record. The transcript has 2 exons. Lineage: Eukaryota; Apicomplexa; Aconoidasida; Haemosporida; Plasmodiidae. Bases 1 to 5340 code for a protein of 1779 amino acids.
AUGGGAAAAGAUAGUCAAGAGGAAUCUUUAAUAAAUGGAGAAAAAUUAUGUGAAAGAAAAAUAGAAGAAUGUGGAAUAUAUAAAAUUAAGAACAAAUUAAACAAAUUAGACUUUUUGGAGGAAGAAUUUAUGUUUAAAAAUUAUUUUAUUAAUAAUUACAAUUUUCAUGAUUAUAAAAAGAAAACUAUUUCUAAUGAGACAUGUAAUGAAUCUCUAGAAAAAACUAAGAUUAGAAAUAAUGAAAAUACAAACACAUAUAAUUUUUUUGAUACUAUUUCCACUGAAUACCAAAUAUUAAAUAAAAAUGAUGAUAUAUUAAUUAAUAAUGAUUACAAAGUUGAUCAAAAUAGUAGUAACUACAACAAUGUUCCCAUUACAGGGAAAAAAAAUAGUACUAAUGCAUUCGAACAUGAAAAUAUAUUUUGUUUUCAACUAAUUUUAAAAGAAAUUAUAAGAGAAAAUACAAAUAUAAAAUAUAAAAUAAACUUUUGUGAAUUUUAUAAUUUUUUUCUUAAUCUAAAAAAAUGUAAAGUUAUUGGUCUUAUCCCUUCUGAUGAUCAACAUGAUGAACAACAUUCAGAUUCAACAGUUUUACAUUUUAUUAACUUACUCUUUUACGAAAGAAUUCAAUUUAUAGAAUUAAAUGAUUUGACUAAAAAUUAUAUAAAAAAUAAAAAUGAGAUAAAUAAAAGACAAGAAAAAAAAAAAAAAAAGUAUAAAUAUUACUAUGGAAUAUCUCUUAUGGAGAAACUAAAUUAUAUAAUUAAUAAUAAUAUUAAUAUUUACGAUGAAAAUAAUAAUUUAAUUAAUCAUUAUUUUUUAAUUAGUAUAUUUCCAUUUGAUAACUUAAACUUUUCUUCUUACAUAUAUGGGAAUAUACUCUUUGCUUAUAAUUACAUUUAUUUUAAAAAAGAAAAUAUUCUUUUUGCUUCUGUUGAUUCUUACAAUUCAUUUAGUCAAAAAAUUCAUGAUUCUUAUUUUGGUUUAAAUCAUUAUAAUUAUAUAAAUAAAGAAAGUAAUAAAAUAAAAAAUUUAGUAGAUUAUUUCCAUGAAUAUAUUUUUUCUUCUAAUAUUUAUUAUCAAAAUUUAUUCAAAACAAAUGAUUUUAAAGAAAACAUAAAUGAUAAUAAAUUAGAUGAAACAAUUCAAAAAAAAAAAGAAGAAAAAAAAAAAUUUUCAGAAGAUACCGACAAAAAUAAUUCGAAUCAAAAAUAUUUCUUAGAUUAUAAUAGUAAUAAAAUGAACAAAUUAAAUGAAAAUAACGAAAAUAAAAAUAAAUAUUACGUUUUCAAUAACUACCAUAUAUUUAAAAAUUUAUACAAUAAAUUAGUGAAAGAAAAUGACGAAAAUUCACCAUUGUCUAAUUUAUUUUGUAAAAAUAAAGAUAAAUAUAAAAAUAAAGAUAAAUAUAAAAAUAUAAAUUCUGAUAAUGAAUUAAAUAAUUAUAUCUUCUUUAAGAAGUUACCUAAACACCAUUUCAUGUUUCAUCAAAUUGAACAAAGCAAGACAAAUGAAUGUGGAAACUUCAAUAUUGAAGAAGUAAAAAAUCAAAGGGAAUAUACAUUUUAUAAAAUUUAUGCUUUUUUAUUUUAUAUUAGUGAUUUAGUUUUUUAUAUUCAAAAAACAAAUGUAUCUUUUCAUUCUUCUAUGGAUUUUUUUUUUGAAAAAUUCCUAAAAUUUCUUUAUAAGUGUAAUUCUCAAUUUACCAACAAAAAAAUAAAAGCAGAACUUCAUUUUGUUUAUAUUGAUAAAGAUACACACGAUAUAAUAAAUAAGUAUAGUAAAUAUGACAACAAAAUAAAAAGGAUAAAAAAAAAAAAAAGUGGAAUAAAAAAUAAAAAAAAUGUAAAUACAUCAGAUGAAUAUAUUUAUAAAGAAUCAGAUUCUAAUAAUACAAACAAUUCCCCAUCAAAAAGUGAUAAAUAUUUUAGUGAUGAUUGUGAAAAGAUUAUAUUAAAUUAUGCAUAUAAAAAUUAUGAUAUUGUAGAAAAAAAAAAAAUAUUAAAAAUGGAAAACGUGAUAGAAAAUAAUAUUAUGGAGAAUAUUCAAAAAAAUAACUUAUUUUGCUAUCAAAAUAAUUUAGUAACAAUUGUUUUAAGUAGAGAUUUCAAAAAGAAUAAUUCCUAUAAAUAUUUUGAUGAAAAUAAAAAAAUAAAACUAGAAUAUUUUCCCUUUUUUAAAUAUAAUAUUUGUAAAUAUCAAAAAAAAAAAAAAAAAAAAAAAAAAAAUUUUAAGCAUUGUUUUUGUACGAAAAAUAAUUUUACGUGUUCCUAUUGCCUUAAGAAAAAAUCUAGUUCGUUAUAUGCUGAAGUAUUCAAUAAUAUUUACCAUAAUGAUAAAUAUGAUGUAUCAAAUUUCAAUUAUAUACACCCUACAUUUUCUUUAGAUUUAUUCAAUAAAAAAAUAUUCCGAUUAAUUUAUAAAAAUGAAAAAAAAUAUUCUGAUGAUUUUAGUUCUAGUUCUGAUAAUGAAAAUAUUAGUGGUUACUUAAAUAAUGAAUAUUUUACUAUGAGUUAUUUUUAUUCUGAAAAUAAUUGUUGUUUUAACAAUAACAAAACUAAUAUUAAUAUUUUUAUUGGAAAUUAUAAUAUAAGAAAAAAUAAUGUAAACAAUAAUAAUAAUAAUAAUAAUAAUAAUAAUAAUAGUUAUGGUGGAAAUAAAAUUAAUGAUAAUAAUAAAGUUAAGAGUAUUAAUAAGAUAAAUAAUGAAAUAGCAAAUAAUUAUGAAAAAUCAAGUAGUCCAUCUAAUAAUGAUAUAAAGAAAAACAAUAUAAAAGUUUUCUAUAAUAGUUUUUUUUAUAAAUGGGUUAAAGAGCUUCAGCAAUUUAAUAAUUUAAUAAAUGAUUUAAUAGUAUAUAUAUCAAUAUAUGAUAUUUUAUACAAAUAUAAAUAUUUGGGAACUGAAAAUUUUGAAGUAAAUAUAAAAAACAUCGUAUCCAACAACCUUAAUAGUAAUCCUUCAAUGAAUUAUGAUUAUUUGGCUAAUUGUAAUAAAUCUAAAAAUAUAGAAGUUCAUAAAGUUAUUUCUUUAAAUAAUAUUCAAGAUAAAAGUAAUAUGAAUACUGUAAAUAUAUCUAAUGAUAUCAGUAUAGAUAAUACAAAGCAGUGUGAAAAUAAUAUAAUUAAAAAAGAAAUGAAAGAUAAAAUGGAAGAAUUACACAUAUUAAAUGAAAAAAAUUUACUUCUACAUAACAAUGAAGAGAAAAAAACAAUAAGAAAAAAUAUUAUUUCAAAUAAUAUGAGUUCUAUAUUUAUCAAAGAUUCUAAGAAUGAAAAUUUAAACAACAAUAAUAUUGAUGAAGAUUUAAACAAAAAUAAUAUUGAUGAAAAUUUAAACAAAAAUAAUAUUGAUGAAGAUAAUAAUAAUAAUAUUAGCUAUAAUAAAAAAAAGAAUAAUGAAGUAAUUCUUUUAUUUAAUUAUAACGAUGCAUACAAUUUAAACUUUAUUGAAAAUGACUUGAGUUUUCCAAGAAGGAAAAGUCUGAAAGAAACAAGCAACAACUCUUCUUUAGAAUCUAAAAAUAUAGAUUAUUCUAAAACGAUAGAAUAUAUAUUCUAUUUAUUACUUAAAUGCUAUAUUUCUUUGCCUAAUUAUUUAAAAAACCACGAGUUGUUAUAUAAUUUAUUAGAUAUAAUUGAAAUGUUUUUAAUUUUUUUAUUGAAUAAAGGAUUCUUUGCUUUAUAUGAGCAUGAGUCAUUUCUAAAUACAAUAAAAAAUUUUUAUCCUUAUAUUUUUUUUUCUUUAAAUAAAUCUAAAGAUAUAAUUGACAAAUAUUUUAUUGAUAACAACUUUGUAGAAUUUUUAAAAAAUGCAUUGAUAUUUCUUUUUAUAAGAGAUUUAAUUUUAAAAGAAAGGAAAGAAAAAAAAUGUAACCUUAAUGAAUAUAGGAUAUUUAUAAGAAACUUUAGAAAUAGAAGUAUUAGCAACUUUGCAAAUUUAAAUCAAAUAGAAAAUGAAAUAAAGGAAAAUAAUAAUAAAUCAGAAAAUAUUUUUUAUGAAGAAAAUUCAUCUACACCAUUCGAAGAAAAUUUCAUGAGCUCAUUUAUGUGUGCAUUAAAACUUAAUUAUCAUGAAAAUCUAAAGUUACUAAAAAAAAAAUCAGAUAGAAUAUUUGUUGAUGUACCUGUUUUAAAAUAUAACUUUGAAAACAAUAAUAAAUAUAUAGAUUUUGUUAAAAAAAAAUUAAAGACUAAUUCUGGUGAAGUACUUUUUAAAUUACAAAAUGAUUUUUCACUAUAUUUAUGUAGAAAUGAUUUAUUUAGUAAGUGUAGUAGUUACUUGUUUAAAAAUUUUAUAAAUAAUUAUGAUUAUUUACAAAUGUAUCAACUUAAAAAUAAACCAAAUAUAUAUCUGUAUUUUAAUUUAGAAUAUGAAUGUUAUUAUGGUUGUCGUUUUUUUAAAUAUUUUUAUUCAUCCAUACAUCAUUUUAAUAAGGAUAGUAAAUUUAUUCAAAAAAUCAUUGAACUUAAUGAUAAAGUAUAUAAAGAAGAUCAAUUAAAUAAUUUGCAGAGAUUAAAUAUAGAUUUAUUAAAUAUAAAUAAUGAAAACAAAAAUUUUUUUAAAACUUGUAAAAAUAAUUCAAUAGAAUUUAUAGGUAAUUAUGUAUCUAUGGACUCAUUACCAUUUUUUGACAUUUGUCCAACUCAUAUAAAUAAUGUAAAUCAAAAUGAAAAUUCGAAUUAUUUUUUAAAAAAUAGCAAUGCUCAAUUAUCACGAAUUUGGAUAUAUUCUCCAGUGAUAAAAACCAUUUCUUUACAGUCAAAAAUUUGCAUACCUUUACCAUUAUCACAAUUAUAUAAAAUGAAAAAAAAAUUAGAAAAUAAUGAGUACUUUGAAUUUGAAAAGUGCGACUUAAAUGAAGAAAAUUUUGUAUAUAUGUAUCUUACAUUGAACGAAAUUUUAAUACCUCAACACACUUUAGGAUUAUUAAUAUUUCCUAUGUUUUUUUAUGUAUGUGCAAAAAAGCUUUUAUGUGAAGUUAGGAAUUUAUUUAAUGAAAGUAUAAAAAAUUGUAAAAACAUAGAUGAUAAAUGUUCUUUAUUUUAUUUUAACACUUUAAAAAAAAAUAAAUUUGAUCAUUUUCAUAUUAAUGUCAACAUUUUGAAUGAUUCAAGUUUAUAUGAAAAUGAAACAUUGUCUGAUAUAGAUGCAAAUAAUGAUAAUUUAUUUGUUCAUAAGAAUAAUAUUAUUAAUAAUGAAGAAAAUAAAAAUAACAUAACAGAUAAAAAAAAUUUUAAUAUGCAAAAAUAUGUUAUCUUACCGUAUUCACAUUUUUAUAAUGAUAUUAAUGUAUUAAAUAAUUAUAGAAUUACUAUAAAUUUUACUGAUAUUGAAAUUUGA